AUGGCAUCAUUAAGAGAUCAGAGUGAAGCUGCGGCUGUUUCAGACCUCGUAGCGACACUGUCCCCUCCGUCAACAGCACCUCCAAGCUACGGCAACGGAUUCUGGAGGCCCGAAGAAGAGGACGUUGUUACUAUCAAUGGCGACUUCCUGACCGCCGACCUAGCAGGGGCCUCUCAUGCUUCUCUGGUCAGCGAGCGCCUCUAUCGUGUGCAGCAAUCUCAGCACUCGCAUGUAACCGAUUCGGGCUUGGCGUCAUCACAUCGCACCCCCUAUCUCAGGGGCUCCUCUGAAGCUGGCGCUCAGCGGUCGAUGGAAAUUGUCCUGUCAUGGAAUCCUCCAGCGGCUGCUCGGGGCUCCAUCGGAUCAUUCCUCACGAAUACCGUGCAGCGGGAAUCGUCGAGUUUUCUCGGGGUGGGGACACCAACGCUAGAGCCAUCAACCUAUGCUUUCUGUCCUCUCUCGAGCAACUCCAUGCUUCUUGUGCCUCCUGCCAGCGCUGGUCCUCGCCCACAUUAUCACGUCUCUGUUCAUCUAGACUGCUUCAACCCGACAUCAUACAGUACGGUUGUUAGACGAGGCGAAUCUGAGGCAGGUCAGUAUGUUGGCGAGUUCAAGCUGGCGGGCUCGAAUGAGCCAGACAUGGUCACUAUAGGCGCCGAGACAAUGCGAGUCAGCACAGCACUUACGGUCAUUCGCAAGAAGGGAUUUCUAUCGCGCUUGUUGUGCCACCGGGGCGGCGUCGGAUCUUUCGAGCAUUCCUGGAUUUGGCGCUUCGGGAAAGUCCACCUCCUCUGGAGGUGUAACGAUGACAUAUACGAGUGCGCGCUCAAGGCGAGCGAAGAUGGCCGCUUCUUGCUUCCUAUCAUGGUGGCCACUUUUGUCAAGAAGAGCACGGCGAUCGUUGGGAGGUCGACACAUCAACGGCUCGCGGAACUUAAGGUGUAUCCGAAAGGGCUCGCUGUCUUGGACCAGAUCGUGGUGUCUAUCCUCGUCAUUGCUCGGGGGAUAUGA
Messenger RNA from Heterobasidion irregulare TC 32-1, 1011 nucleotides. RefSeq lists its product as uncharacterized. The record is from RefSeq and is a predicted model, not a curated record. NCBI's taxonomy places the organism in Eukaryota, Fungi, Basidiomycota, Agaricomycetes, Russulales, Bondarzewiaceae. The transcript has 5 exons. The coding region runs from base 1 to 1011 and encodes 336 amino acids.